AUGAAAAAGGUGGUGGUUUACGCCGUCAUAGCCACCGCCUUCCUCUUCUUUUUCGUCGUCCUUUCCCCUCUGAUCCAAGACCAACGCAGAGGCCCCUGUCUGAACCGUCGGUUCGGGUACAAUAUCCGAGAACGAGGUGUGAGCUUCGACCCGCUGGAGAGACGGAUUAACGAGAGAUCAUCAUCAGGGACAGAAGAUAACGGGAAGAGAUUAGUAGCAACAGGAAAUAAUUUUGUGGACACGACGAAUAGGGAAGAGGACGAUGUGAAUGUGAAUUCGAACACGACGGUGUUUAAUGAGGUUAUGGAGACGUAUCAGUAUCUGACGGCAGGUGGGAAACUGAACACCACCUUGAGGUUGACCAUUUUGUUCCCUUUGUUAGAUAGAGACCCUAAGGAUUAUUUGAUUAGUUUCAACGAGUUAGAGGCGUGGAUUCUUCAACAGUCAAUGGAUAGGUUAGAUUAUAUGACCUCCACUGAGUUGAACUCCAAGGACAAGGAUGGCGACUCCGCCAUUUCUUUCCGGGAUUAUCUUCCCCAGUUUUCUGACUCCGAUAUAGAGAAAAAAGGGAUGGUGCACGGAGAAGCAGGAUGGUGGCAAGAGCGAUUUGAAACGGCCGACUUGGAUCACAAUGGACUGCUUAACUUCACCGAGCUUAAAGACUUCUUGCACCCAGAAGACAGCAAGAACGAAGGAAUGCAGAAAUGGCUAUUGAGAGAUAGGAUGAAGAGAAUGGAUUAUGAUGAUGAUGGGAAACUGAAUUUCAAGGAGUUUGAAGACCAUGUGUAUGGUACGUACGUGAGUUACGUGGAAUUUGAAACUGCUGGAAAGAACGUUCCUCAACCACAACAGAAGUUUCAUGAGCUUGAUGUCAACAACGACAAUUUUUUGUCGGUGGAGGAAUUGAUGCCCAUACUUCGAUACCUCUACCCUGGAGAAUUAGCUUAUGCUAGAUUUUACACAAUAUAUUUGAUCAACGAGGCUGAUGACAAUGAUGAUGGGAAAUUAUCACUACAAGAGAUGAUUAAUCAUGAAAUUGUAUUUUACCACACAGUUCAUGCAGAUGACUCCCACGAUGAUCACGACGAACUUUGA
Molecule: messenger RNA, 1095 nt
Organism: Neltuma alba
Lineage: Eukaryota; Viridiplantae; Streptophyta; Magnoliopsida; Fabales; Fabaceae
Product: reticulocalbin-2-like
Exons: 6
Coding region: 1-1095 (364 amino acids)
Cellular component (GO): endoplasmic reticulum
Molecular function (GO): calcium ion binding
Source: RefSeq, a predicted model, not a curated record